GUUUUGACUGGUUUUGACUAAAUAUUUAAUAAAUAAAUAAAAGCAGCUGAUGAUGAUAAUAAUACUCACUGUAUCUGUCAAGUUUUCAAUCAUCAAUGUUUACGGAUAAAACAAUAACAAAUAUUCAUAUGUCAAUAAAAAAACAAAAAAAAUGUUUUUGUUAUCACAACAACCGACAUUUUCAAAUGAUCCAGAGACAAAAGACUUUGAUUUAUCAGCUGGUGAUCGUUGGAUAUAUCCAGAAAAUUAUCCAAUUCGUAAUUAUCAAUAUUCAAUUGUUGAAACAGCAUUAUUUCAUAAUACAUUAAUAUGUUUACCAACUGGUUUGGGAAAAACAUUUAUUGCUGCAGUUGUUAUGUAUAAUUUUUGGCGAUGGUAUCCACAUGGUAUUAUAAUAUUUUUAGCACCAACAAAACCACUUGUUACCCAACAAAUUGAUGCUUGUCACAAUAUAAUGGGUAUACCAAUAUCAGAUACAAUUGAACUAACUGGUAAAAUAAAUCCUCAACAACGUGAAUUAAUAUGGCGUAAAAAACGUGUUAUAUUUGCAACACCACAAACAUUUCAAAAAGAUUUAGAAACUAAAAUUGUACCAAGUAAAUUAAUAAAAUGUGUUGUCAUUGAUGAAGCACACAAAGCAACUGGUAAACAUUCUUAUAGUGAAAGUAUCAAAGAGCUAAAUAAAACAAAUCCUUAUUUUCGUAUUAUUGGUUUAUCAGCAACACCUGGAUCAAAACUUGAAGCUGUACAACAAGUUAUACAAAAUUUAAAAAUAACACAUUUAGAAUUACGUGAUGAUACAUCAUCAGAUAUUAAACCAUAUAUUAAUGAACGUAAAACAGAUAUAAUACUUGUUGGUCUUGGUAAUGAUUUAAUUAAUUUUAAAGAAAAAUAUAUACAAAUAAUGGAUAGACAUGUUAAAGUAUUAUUAAAUAAUAAUGUUAUACGUAGUGCAGCAUCAAAUAUAUCAAAAGGACAAAUGUUUUUAUUAAUGCAACAAUGUCAAGCAAAUAAAAAUAAAUAUCGUAAUUAUGGUACAGUUAUGAAAGCAUUAACAAUACUAACAACAAUGGCACAUGCAUAUGAAGUUAUAACACGUCAUGGUUUACGUUCAUUUUAUAAUUUUUAUAAAUCACAUAUGAAUGAUAGUAAAAAAUCAUGGCUAAGAGAAGAAAUUCAAUUGAGUGAAUUAAUUGAUGAAAUUGGUGAAUAUAUUGGUCCAUUUCCAAAUGUUGGUGCUUUGAUUGAUGGUACUGAAACUGAAAUACCAGAUAAUAUUAUAUUUGGUCAUGGUAAAUUUGAUAAAUUAAAAGAAUUAUUAUUAAUACAUUUUACAAAUGCAAAUAAUAAUAAAAUAAAUACAAGAGCUAUGGUUUUUGUUGAAACACGUGAUAUUGCUAAUGAAAUAUAUGUAUUAUUAUUAUCAAUGAGACCAAUAGUACGUCCACAAAUAUUUGUUGGACAAGCUGGAUUAAAACAAAAAGCACAAUCAAAAGCUGUUGAUGAUUUUCGUAAUGAUAUUGUUAAUGUAUUGGUAUCAACAUCAGUUGGUGAAGAGGGCUUGGAUUUUGGUGAAGUUGAUUUAAUAAUAUGCUUUGAAAUAUCACAAGUUAAUCCAACAAGAUUAGUACAAAGAAUGGGAAGAACUGGAAGAAAAAGAGAUGGACAUAUUAUUGUAUUGGUUACUGAUGGAAAAGAACAUCAAACAUUAAAAGCAUCAAUCAAUAAAAGAGAUGGUUUAAAUCAAAAAGUUUUAACAUCAAAUGUUGUUAUUUCAUCACUUUUACCAAGUAGUCCAAGAAUGGUACCUGAUAAUAUUCAUCCAAAGUGUCUUAAAAUGAAUAUAACAAUUAUUCCAAAAUUACCAGCAUCAAAAAUAACAAAAACCAAAAAAACUAAAGCUGUAAAUACAAAAAAAGGUAUUGAAACAACAAAACGUUGUGAAUAUGGUACAAUGAAAAAAUUUUUAACAACAAAUACUUAUAAUUUAAAUGAUAAUGAUGAUGAUGAUAGUACUAUUGUACCAAUGAAAAAAAUUGAAUCAAAAAAUGAAAUAACAAAAAAUCAGUUUAUCAAAAAUAAUGGUGGUAUUAUAAAACCUUGUCAUGUUAAACUUUUAACAUCAGAUACACAUGGUAAUGAUUUUUUAACACUAUGUGCCAUUAAAAAUUCAGAAAAUGAAUUAAAAAAUAAUGUCAUUCAUGAAAUAUCUUAUUUACCAAAAUUAAAAUCAUUCAAUGAUGAUGAUGAUUUAUUUAAUGACAACUUUGAGUUGUCAAAUGAUGAAAUUAUUAAAUGUCUGGCAACACUUGGAGAAUGUAUUAAAAAUGAAGAUAUAACAAUGACACCAGCUGCAUUGGAUAUUGAUGUUAAUACAAAUAUACAGACAAGAAAAUCCAGUGAAAGUCAUGAUGAAAUUAUGUUGUCAAAUGAAUUUAAAAUUGAUGAUUUAUUUAAUGACAGUGAUUCUGAUACAACUUAUUAUGAGUCUGGUGGUGGAUCACCACCAAAAGAGUGUGUUGAUUGGUCGGCCAAUAAUUCAAAUGAUAAUGCAGUUAAAAAUUUCGAUGAAAAUAUUUCGAUUGAUUCGAUAAAUUAUUCACCAACUGAGCCAGAAGUUGAGGCAGGAUUUCAAAAUAUUUUAGAUGAUUCAACAGAUGAUGAAGAGGUUCAAGAAACACCUGAUUAUCUUCGACAGUUUGAUAAAAUGGCACUUGAUACAAAUUCAAAAAAAUCAAUAAAUAAUAAUGAUUCUAAAAAUAUUUCUAAGCAGCCAAGUCCAGCAUUAAGUUUUGAAGAUUAUCAUGCUAAAGAUGACGAGGAUGUUGAUAUUGAAAUUGAAAAAGGUUUUCUUAGUAUAUUGGAUCAAUCAUCGAGUGACAGUUUAGAUGAUUUCAAUGAAAAUAAAAAUAAUUCAAGCAAUAAAAAACAAAAUGAUAUUGAAUCCAAGAUGGUCCACUUGGAUGAUAAUAAAAUUAUCAAUUCACACAAUAGUUCAAUAAAUAAUAUCAACAAUCUGGCUAUCAGUGAAACAGAAUUAAUGGAUACAGAUAUUUUUUUUAAUGAUGAUGACGAUGAAAUUGUUGAAUCUUCACCAUCGAAAAUAUCAAAAAGCCAAUUGUUAAAAGAUAAAACAUUUAAAAAUGAUGAAAAAUCAAAUAUUUUAGAUGGAAAUUUAGCUGAUAUUGAUACUUUGGUAUUGAAUACUGAUUCAAUGAGUUACAACGAUAAACAUUUUGUAGCUAAACCACCUCUGAAUAUUUUUAAAAGUCAAACUUUAAAUAACAAAAGAAAUUUUAGUGAUCUUGAUACUUUGGUAAUAAACAAUAAUGAUGAUGACGAUGAUGAUGAUGAUGAGGUUGUUGAAAAAACACCACCAAAACCAAAACAAAAAAGUUUAUCACAACGAAUAAAUUAUUCUCGUCGAAUAACAAAUCAAUCAUCAUUUAGCAAAUCACAAUCAAAUACAUCUGUUAAUUUGCAACAAAAUAGUUCUAAUUUUCCAUCAUUUGAUUUUAGUGGAUUUAAAAUAAAUAAAAAAAAACCUAGUAUAGAAAGAAAACAGUAUAUCGCUGUAGCUGAUACUGUUGUUUUGGAGACAGCUGAACUUGUUACUCAAAAUAUUCCAUCAAAUAAUCAACGUAAUGAUGAAAAUAAUUUUGUAGAUAACAAUUCACAAGAAACAAAAUUUUAUACUCCACCUGAAACACUUCCUGAUACUGUCAAAGUCGUGAAUGAUAAUGAUGAUGAUGAUGAUUUUGAUAUUUCAUCUUCCAAUUGUCAUGGUGGUAUUUUAGAUAAUAAAAUAAAUUCAGCUGAUAGUUUUGAGGCUGAUGAUAUUGCUGAUACAGCAGUUAUUGAUACGAGCCAUGUUAACCCAGUGAAUAAUAAAUCAACAAAGUCUAUUGACCCAGUGCAAAUGUUAGAUGAUGAAGAGACAUAUUUUCCUCCAUGGGAAUAUGAUUCUGGGCAAGAAUUAAAAAGUCAAAAAAAUAAAACUGAUGAAUCAAAUAAAAAAGAAAAUAUUGCUGAAGCUGAUACUGUACUAAUUGAUACAAUGGUCAUUACAACUCAAUGUCAAACUCAAAAUGAUCGUAAAGAAAAUAAAUCAACGAGUAUAAUAAAUGGUCCAAGUCAAGAUGUUGUGAAUAAAAAAAAUAUUGAUACACUACCUGAUACAGUAUUAAUACCAGAAGAUGAAGAAAUUAAUUUUUCAACUUGGGAAACUAGUACACCUGAAAAAUCAAAAAAUUCAAAUACAUUUUCAUUUAAUCAUCAAAAAGAAAUAGAAAAAAAUUCAAGGGUAAUUAGUCGUCAAGCUAGUUUUGGACAAAUUGAAAUGAUUGAUGGAUUAUUUGAUUCAGACUUUGAAAUUGAUGAUAAUAAAAUUAUCAAUGAACCAGAAAAACAACAAGAAAAAUUAGCAUCACCAAAAAAAUAUGAAUUUAAUCCUGAUGAUUAUGAUUGGGGUAGUGAUUUUGAUACAUCAUUGGAUCCACUAAUUGAAUCUAAACAUUUUAAAACAACAAAGCUAACAAAUGAAUCAUCAAAUGCAAAAAAAAAUACAUCAAGUUUUGAUAAUAGAUUUGCUUGUUUAUCAAAAACUAAAAAACCAAUUGAUUUAAAUUCAUAUAGUUAUAAAGAAAACAAACCAUCAAUUAAUAAAUUACAAACAAUUAAUAAAAAACCAUCAUCAAAAGGUCAAGUAAUAUUUGAUGAUAAUUCAGAUGAUGAUUUUGCACCAAGUAAAAUUCAAAAACGUGUAUUUAGCAAUAAUCAAAGUAAUUUUAUAAAUAUACGUAAUAAUAAAUCACCAAUUCCUGGUACAUCAAAAAAUAUUAACAUUAAUGAUGAUGAUGAUGACGAUGAUUCAAAGAAAAUAGUAAAAAAUAAUAAAGAAAUAAAAAGAAAAAAAUUAACAAAAAAAAAAAAUAAAAUAAGAUCAAAUUUUAUUGAUGAUGAGGCAGAAGUAUCUACUGGACCAGAAGAUGUUAGCUCAGGAGAUGAAGAAGAAGAAGAUGAAAAUGGAGAUUUAGAUGGUUUUGUUAGUUAUUCGCAACAAGUUGAUGAUGGAACAGACAUGAGAGCACAUUAUUUACAAAGUAUCAAAAGUCCAAAAGGUGCUCGUGGUCGUUUUAUAAUUAGACAACCAAAAUCACCAGCUCCUGAUGUACAAAUUUAUUCUCAAGCUAUUCAAGAACCUGAUAAUUAUCAAUACGAUUCAUUUUGUGUUCGUGAAAGUGACAUUGAAUAUUCAGAUGGAUCUAUUGAAAAUUACAAUAAAAUAUCAAGAAAAAAAAAACGUAAACGUGAUGAAUCAAGUGGUCCUCAAUCGAAACGAAAAAGAAUUGUUUCUGUUGUUUCGGAUAAUUCAAGUGAUGAUGAAAUUGAAAAAAUGCGAUUUGCCAUUGUUGAAGAAUCAAAAAGACUUAAUCAUUCAUAGAAAUUUAAAAUAUUACACAAAUUAUUUAGAAUCUACUAAUAUAAUUAUUAAAAUUAUUUGUUUAAAAUUAACGUGAGGAAAAAAAAAAAAAAAAACCAAAUGCCAAAGUUGAUGGCUGGUUUCAUCAAGUGAUAAUUGUCAUAUGUUUUUUUUCGUUAUUGUCUACGUUAUGAACUUGUCAAUUGUUUUUCUUUUUUCAUA
Molecule: messenger RNA, 5644 nt
Organism: Aphidius gifuensis
Lineage: Eukaryota; Metazoa; Arthropoda; Insecta; Hymenoptera; Braconidae
Gene: Fancm
Product: Fanconi anemia group M protein
Exons: 5
Coding region: 152-5443 (1763 amino acids)
Biological process (GO): replication fork reversal; double-strand break repair via synthesis-dependent strand annealing; interstrand cross-link repair
Molecular function (GO): ATP binding; four-way junction helicase activity; 3'-5' DNA helicase activity
Source: RefSeq, a predicted model, not a curated record